UCUAAUCUUCUAGAAAAACAAAAAGUUUGAAGCUUUUUUUAGGCAUUUAGCUCCUCCUUCGCUUCCUUCGCCAACCCUGUAACACAAACCCAAACCCAGACCCAGACCCAGACCCAAAUCCAGCUCCAUCCAUGGCUAGCCUGUGGCGAGCCGCGAUGGGUCAGACCGACAAAUCAGACGAGUACGACGGCGUCGAGUUCUGGUCGAACCCAGAACGCACCGGGUGGCUCACCAAGCAAGGCGAGUACAUCAAGACAUGGCGGCGCCGGUGGUUCGUUUUGAAACAGGGGAAGCUCUUCUGGUUCAAGGAUUCCCACGUCACGCGCGCCUCCCCUCCGCGUGGCGUCAUUCCAGUGGCCACCUGCCUCACCGUCAAGGGAGCCGAGGAUAUUCUCAACAAGCAGUUCGCUUUCGAGCUGUCGACGAGGAACGACACCAUGUAUUUCAUCGCCGACUCGGAGAAGGAGAAGGAGGACUGGAUCAACUCGAUUGGAAGGUCCAUAGUGCAGCACUCGAGAUCGGUGACCGAUUCUGAGAUCGUUGAUUAUGAUAGCAAGAGAUAGAUUGGAGGUAAAAUGAACGACAGCCCUUUGAUUUGAUCUGAUAUCUGUGGUUGUACACGUGGCAUAAUCUAGUGAAUUUGCUUGUGUUUCUUGUAUAUUGUUGUCUAACUGGUAAAGAUAUAUUUUCUUCUUUGUUUUUCCUAUUAUGGGUUCAAGUGCUUGUGCUUUUUUUUUUUCUAUUCAGAAAAGGAAAUACUGCUUCCGUUUGGUAAGUAAUGAUCAAAUCAUUAAUUGGGUGAAGCUUGUUUUUCUUCAUUGAAGUGAUUAUGCAGCUGAAUUUCAGUGAGUAUUGAUUAAAGUUUUGUACUUAAUGAUUUCUUAUAGCUAUUUGUAUAUAUAUUGUCCGUACAAUCUGUUGAAUUAUGUGGUUGAGUCUAUGCUAAUCAGCUUUCACGCUGACAAGGGUUGUGUUCUGGUGAUGAACGUAGUAUAAGAAUAAGAAUGUGAAGAACAGUGUUGGAUA
Molecule: messenger RNA, 1026 nt
Organism: Carica papaya (papaya)
Lineage: Eukaryota; Viridiplantae; Streptophyta; Magnoliopsida; Brassicales; Caricaceae
Product: Pleckstrin homology (PH) domain superfamily protein
Source: RefSeq, a predicted model, not a curated record